Molecule: messenger RNA, 3330 nt
Organism: Colossoma macropomum (tambaqui)
Lineage: Eukaryota; Metazoa; Chordata; Actinopteri; Characiformes; Serrasalmidae
Product: coiled-coil domain-containing protein 158-like
Exons: 23
Coding region: 67-3282 (1071 amino acids)
Source: RefSeq, a predicted model, not a curated record
GUUAUUUUUGUAGUUAUUUUUAUGAGCUAUAUGUUUUAUCCCAACUAAACACAGGACGAUUUUAGAAUGUCAUCGGAUCAUCUGAAUGAUGCCAGCGAGUCUGAGAAGCCCCUCUGCUCAUCGGAUGAAUGCAGUGAUAACGCGGCGGCGUUUGUGAGGGAAGAACCGACUCAACCGAACUCUUUACUUUUUACUCUUUCUCUGAGUUGUUGGGAAGAAAGCAUGCCAGAAAAACACAGCUUCAGUCUGGAUAUGCUGAGUGAGGAGCUGGAGAGACAAACCAAGCAGACACAAAAGCUUCAAGAAGAAGUUGAACAGGCCACCAGACUGACUUGGGAGAGGAUGGGCCAUGCCUUUAACAACACAGAGACACCAGUAAACUGCAGUUCUACGAAAAGUGGAACAUCAGAAACAUCCCCUGAACAUGGCCUGUCCACACAACAGUGUGUCCUUCGACCUGUUAUAAACAAUGUGGAUGUGAACAUAGCAAGAUGUUUGAACUUUCCAGGAAAAGAUGUUCUCGAGCAGGCUAUAGAGGAGUAUUCUCAGCAGGUCUCUGACCUUCAAAGGCAGCUAAGAGAGACAUAUGAGCUGCAUGAGCAGCAGAAAUUUCAUUUCCGUCAGUCCAUCAUCCAGUUACAGACAAAACUGCACGAGAGCCAAAUUGAGAAAGAUGCUUUGAUAGACUUAAGGAUGGAGGAAUCUAGAAAGCAGUCUGAGCUAAUGGAGCAGCUACAGGGGGCUCUACAAGAGCUGGACUCAUUAAAGCAGACAGGAGAGCAGAAGCUGAUGGAAGCUGAGGACAAAGCAAAGGCUUUCAGCAAGAGAGCUGAGACCAUGGAGGAAAUGCUGCAGGACAUGUUCCUCAGGCUUUCACACUAUGAAAAGCGCAGUGGAAAGGGCAACUAUCUUCUCUGUGAUGGCACCUUUAGCCCUAGCAAGCUUCUGCUGGGACCUGCAGUGGAGAAAGCACUACAAGACCUUGAGAAUGAGAACUGUGGCCUUCAGGAGCAACUACAACUGAUGGAGAGGCAGUUGGAAGACCUUGAGAAAAAGGAUCAGGGGAGAACAGAAUGUCUUCUACAUGAGCAGAAAAAGAAAAUGAAGCAGCUCAUUACCAGUCAUGACCAAGAGAUGGCGGUGUUGACCGAGAAACUGAGUAGUUCUGAGAGUAAUGCAGCCAAUCUGCAGCUCCAGGUGGAAUUAUUGCAAGAACAGGUUGAAAGCCAGACUUCCCAGCACAAGUCCCAGAUAAGCAAUCUGAAGUCUUCUCUAUCCAUGCUGCACUCAGAACUGCUGGAGAAACAGCAGACCUACGAGGCAAAAGUCAGUGCGCUGGAGGAGUCGCUCACUCAGGCUCACUCACGGGAAGACCAGGCGCAGAGAGAGAGAGACCUCUCCCUCCAGCAAGCCGAGGAACUAGACGCCCAGCUCUGUCGGCUUAUGAAAGAACUGCGUCAGACUGCAGAGGAGCUCUCUGUGGAGCGCAAGCAGAUGCAGCAGCUGUGGGAGAGGGACACAGGCCUUGGCCUCACUGUCCAAAGCCUAAGGCAUGAGCUGGAGCAGCGCAGCCUGGGCAUCCAUCAACUCGAGAGCCUUGUCCACUCCCUCAAAGAGCAGUGCCAAAAAUAUGAGGACACACAGGAGCAGAGCAGCCAGGAGGCCAAACGGCUCCAGGCUGCACUGGACAUGCAGGAGAGGGAGCUCAGUCUCCAGCAGCAGGAGGCGCAGGAAACCCGGGUGCAACUGGAGGAGGCGCAGGGCAGGGUGCAGACGCUGUGGGCCGAAAUGGAGGUGCUGCGGAUGAAGCUGCAGGAAGGGGAGAACAGCACUGACUUGAUGAGAAAGCCUCUGGAGGCCCUGCAGGAGGAGAGGAGAGGCCUGGACAAGCAGCUAGAGCAGCUCAGGCUUGACAACCAGCAGCUAAAGUCUGCCCUGCAGGAGGCAGAAGUGAGGCUGAGUGCUGUGGAGAAAGAUAAGAUUCAGCAGCAGGCAGCGCUGUCAGAGAGAACCCACAGCCUCCAUCAGCUAACGCUGGAAAAACAGCAGGUGACUGCUGAGCUAGAGGAGCAGCGUGUGAAGCUGGGCAAGCUCAAAGAAGAGCAGGAGGCUUUAAGAGAGCAGCACAGCAGGACAACUAAAGAGCUGCAAGAGCAGAACAGCAAGCUCAGAUCCCAGCUUAAUAACACCCAAGCAAGCCUGGAGCUGGCCAAGAGCACCCUCAGAACACUGGAAGGAGCUGAUGGACAUGGGUUGAAGGUAGCCUUGGGCAUGCAGAAGCAGAUCACAGCAAAGCGAGAGCAGAUUGAUUUUCUCCAGAGCCGUGUACAGAUGUUGGAGGAGACCACGGAGAAGCUUGCUCAGGAGAAGCGGUACCAGGCGAUGGAGAGCAAGCGUCGUAUGCAGGAGCUGCGUUUUGAGAUGGAGAGCAGGAGGAGGUUGGAGACUGAGCUGGACACUCUGCGUACAAAUGAGAAACUCCUGAAGAGCAAAGCUGAGAGACUGGACAUAGCCCUGCACAAGAUGUCAGACAGCUUUGCAGAGUGCCAAGAGUACAUUCAGAAGCAAGAACAAGAGAUCAUGAGACUGAAGCUCCAGCACGCUCUGGAGGUGAAGGAGUUGCAAGGCCAGAAUUUACGAGCUACAGGCAACAUCCAUAGGUCCCCCAUCACCAGCCCUACAGUGCCAGAACACCUGCCCACCCUCCAGACUAACUCCUCCAGCCAAAGAGAGUUAAACACUGGUAGCCAGAGGCCUAGCCCCACACUGGAGCGGCGAAGCCUGGUAAAGGAGCUGCACAGUGUAAUCAAUGAUGAGCAGGGCCCUCGUGCAAAGACAAGGUCUGAGGAAACCCACAGGAUCAGAAAUGAGCAGGGUCUUCUCCGAACCUCUGACCUUGAAAAACAGGACGUGAACAGUGCUUUUUCAGCUAACAAUGAAGAUCCAGGACUGAGAGCAGCUCAGCCUUGCUACAGAUCUGUAUCUUGUGUGGCAGCCCUGGGACGGAAAUCUCCAGUCCACUCCCUCUUAACCUCUGACCUCCCCAUUGACCUCUAUGAGAGCCUGAAGGAGGAAAGCCCCACCAGUGCUGCCCAUAUAUCUGCCAAGAACCCAGAUGAGCUAACAGCACAGACAUGCAAAGAGCUACAGAGCAAGCUAAGCAAUCUCCAGAACCAUGUGGAGGAUCUUCAAAAAAAAAAUCAAGAAAUGGCCUCUAUGAUAAAAACCCAAGAGAAGAGAGUGAGGAGAGUCAAAGACAGAAAAGAACCUCUGAAAAGAUAAGCUUCUGGACCAAGUAUGACUGUUGCAAAUAAAGGCUUUUUAAAAUAA